This is a messenger RNA of Hypanus sabinus (Atlantic stingray), 1274 nucleotides long. RefSeq names its product iodothyronine deiodinase 3a (gene dio3a). NCBI's taxonomy places the organism in Eukaryota, Metazoa, Chordata, Chondrichthyes, Myliobatiformes, Dasyatidae. The record is from RefSeq and is a predicted model, not a curated record. Gene Ontology annotation, molecular function: thyroxine 5'-deiodinase activity. The transcript has a single exon.
UGUUGUUGAGGAAAACGAGAACCAAAGUCAAACCAUGAAUGUCCUGAAAGAGGGGUUGGCUGCGUUGAUCCUGUUGCCCCGGUUUCUAGUAACCGUCCUCAUUCUGUUGCUCCUUGAUAUCUUGUGCAUCCGUAAAUGGAUGCUGUCCAGGCAACAGAGCGAAGGAAAUGCUGAUGACCCUCCCAUCUGCGUCUCGGACACGAACCGAAUGUUUACCUUCGAAUCUCUCAAAGCGAUCUGGCGCGGCCAGAAGCUAGACUUCUUCAAAUCGGCCCACGUGGGCUCGCCGGCUCCAAACCCCGAGGUGGUGGAACUUGAAGGACACAAGAGGGUCCGGCUACUCGAUUUCAACCAAGAUGCGAGGCCCUUGGUUCUCAACUUUGGUAGCUGCACUUGACCCCCAUUCAUGGCGCGCCUCAAGGCGUUCCAGCGGGUCGCCACUCAAUAUGCAGACAUUGCAGACUUUCUACUGGUCUACAUUGAGGAAGCCCACCCUUCAGAUGGCUGGAUAAGUACCGAUGCUCCUUAUGAUAUCCCAAAGCACCGUUGCCUGGAAGACCGUCUGAAAGCGGCCAACCUGAUGAAGGAAGCGAACCCAGGCUGCCUUGUUGUGGCAGACGGCAUGAGUAAUUCUUCCAGCGCAGCCUACGGCGCUUAUUUUGAACGGCUCUAUGUCCUCCUCAAUCGGAAAGUGGUGUACCAAGGGGGAAGGGGGCCAGAGGGUUAUAAGAUCUCAGAACUCAGAUUGUGGCUCGACCAGUACAGAAAUCAGAGUUAUCAUUCCAGCACUGCCGCAGUUGAAGUAUAAAUGAAAUAAAUGCACUGAGCUCUUACAAAGGUUUAAUAUAUUUCGUUCUACAUGCUGGUGGUUUUAUUUUGCUGAACGAAUUCGUAAAAUCCACGGUGACUUGUAAUGUAUGGUUAAUGUGGCUUUAUUCUCCGAUAUUUAAUGUAUACAGUAUCUGUAAAUAUACUUAAACUAUAUAUAUUGCUUUUUUACAGUUUCAUUUUACUUGAAAAGCGAGUUAAAUAAUAAUUGGAAUUCGUAGCUAUUCCUGGCACUUUUUUGUGAAAGCCGGUUUUGAAAUGGCAUUUUGCUUGGAAACCGCGCCUGAUGUGACAAGUGCUCGGUUUACCGUGCGCAAAGUUUGUAGAGACCGCUAUUGUAAUGAGGCUGUUGAUUGAGAUGUUUCGAAAUUAUUCACGGUAUUUUUUGAGAAAAUGUCUUGUUUCUCAUGUUUUAGAACAAACGUUUAUUACAAUUUAUAAUAAAG